Molecule: messenger RNA, 5252 nt
Organism: Rhipicephalus microplus (southern cattle tick)
Lineage: Eukaryota; Metazoa; Arthropoda; Arachnida; Ixodida; Ixodidae
Gene: tutl
Product: immunoglobulin superfamily member turtle
Biological process (GO): homophilic cell-cell adhesion; axon guidance; dendrite self-avoidance
Cellular component (GO): plasma membrane; axon
Molecular function (GO): cell-cell adhesion mediator activity
Source: RefSeq, a predicted model, not a curated record
CUGGUGUUGUCUCCGAAAAUGGGCUGCGCGUAGCGCGAUUUAUUUACCACUGGAAUACGCACGAAGAACGUUCGUCUACGGUCCAACAAUCCCGAUGAGAUGAUCGUGAAGCAACCAUGCCUACUAGUGGCUCUUCUCCUCUGCCUACGGAGCCCCCAUUCAGAUGCAUCUGGGCUACCAUCACAGGAGCCGGAGCACAUGACGGCUCUUCUGGGGCAGGAUGUGAUCUUGCACUGCCCCUUCGAGUACCCAGAUGGCAUGCCUGUACCCUAUCUUGUCCAGUGGCACAAAAAGGACCACAAGAUACCAAUUUACAUCUGGUACGAUGGAUACCCACCACAUGCGGCCGAUGACUACAAAGAACGCAUUUCUCUUUCGGGCCAGUCAUCGCUGAACCUAACAAAUGUGCGUGAGUCAGACAAGGGCUGGUAUGAGUGCAAGGUCUUCUUCCUCAACCGGGAAACCAUUCGCAAUGGGACUUGGAUCUACCUCGACGUACUUGCCCCACCACACUUCAAGUCCAAGCCGGAACAGAUCAUCUACGUGAAGGUGGGCGAAUCGGUGGUGCUUCCCUGCGAGGCUGAGGGCACCCCACCUCCCACCAUUAUAUGGUACAAGGACAACCUUCCCCUGGAAGAGAGCACCAACAUCCAGAUCCACCCAACAGAGCUGCGCAUCUCCAACCUGCGCCAGACGGAUGUGGGCGACUAUACCUGCAUGGCUCGCAACUCAGAAGGCAGCGACUCGGCGCUCGCCAAGGUCAUCGUGGCUGGCCCUGCAGUGAUUACGACCCCUCCACAGAACCUGACCAAGCUGGAGGGCAACUUCGCUGAGUUUGUAUGUGAAGCACGUGCAUUGCCCUCCAACAUCACUCAUCGCUGGUUCUACAAUGGUGUGGAGAUUUCCAAGUUGACUUGGCUGCAAACACGCACGCUUGUACGCCAGGAUGGUACACUGUUCAUAAAUCCCACCGCAGCGGACGACUCUGGCUUCUACACCUGUGAAAUCUCAAAUGGCAUUGGCCAACCCGAGUCUGCGACUGCCUACCUCAACAUAGAGUACCCAGCUAGGGUGAACUUCACGCCAGCCUUCCAGUACAUGCCUCUGAACUUAUCCGGAGUAGUGCGCUGCUACAUCCAAGCCAAUCCACCAAUUCAAUUUGUCACCUGGUUCAAGGACAACCGGCCCUUUGAGGCCAAUGCCCUCAAUGGUGUUGUCAACCUGAGCAACGGCUCGCUCUUCUUUCAACGUGUUUCGUAUGAGCACCAAGGGCGCUACUUAUGUUCCCCCUUCAACAUCCACUCCACGGGAGGAUCUUCUGCUGUUAUGGAAGUGCUCGUACGGGAGCCACCCAUGUUCUCAGUGAAGCCCAAGGAGCUGUACCAGCAGCCGAGAAACACAGAGGUCACCAUGCCUUGUGAAGGCAAAGGCCAUCCACCGCCAACCAUUUCCUGGAGAAGGGCGGAUGGCAAGAAGUUACCAAAGAAUCGCCACAGUGUCAGUAAAGGAAAGCUGACCAUUCGGAGCCUGCAGAAGGAAGACCAUGGACGAUACGAAUGCGUGCUGCAGAACGACGUUGCCACACUGGUCACCAGCACCCUUUUGCUUGUUGAGAGCACGACACCGCAUGCUCCCACCAAUGUCUCGGUCAACACUAGCGCUUUUGCCGCCACUGUCUCGUGGCUUCCAGGUUACGAUGGAGGCCACCCACAGACAUACGUUCUUUGGUAUCGGCUGGUGGGGCAAGGCGAUGCUGAGUGGCGCACUAUCCGGGUGUAUCCGGAAACUGCCAUCACUCUGACCAUCCACAAUCUGCAACCCGAGUCCCAGUACGAGUUCCAGGUGCUCUCACGCAAUGCCUUUGGAGAUGGACUAUACAGCGAUAUUGUGCGCGCAAACACCACCAAGUGGAACUACAUUGAAGGCGCCUACCCAACAGAUGCAUAUGGCUCCACCUACAUCCCCACUGUGAACAGGACUCCGACAGGUCCCAAGCCGUCUGCGCCGCGCAAUGUGACGGUACGCGAGACUUCUGCCGGGGUGCUGGUUACGUGGCUGCCACCGGUCAACACGUCGGUGCCUAUCGCCUUCUACUGCGUCGAGUACCGGUCACCGGACAAGCCAUGGGCACGCAGCACCAACAUCAUGUCUGGCAGCGAAUACACCAUCACUGACUUGCCUGAGGGGACCAAGUUCUACAUACGCGUCUCAGCCUUUUCCAUUACCUCUGCCUUUGAAUCGAGCCCUGAAAUAUUACUUACUCUGGCAGGCUGCUGUGUUUCAGACCGGGGCCCCAAGUACAAGCGGGACCAGGCCAUCAUCUCGGGCGUUGUCGGGGGCGUGCUCUUCUUCAUCGUGGCCAUCAUCCUCUCGGUCUGCGCUGUAAAGAUUUGCAACAAGAGGAAGCGGCGGAAGGCCGAGAAGGCGUACAUGAUGGUGACAUGCCCCGUAGCGGACGCCCGUAAUGGUGGCCACUCACAUGGAGGCAGCCCUGUCUCAUUGAAAAAACACCCGGAAGGCCGAGUACCAGGUGUAGCGGUGACUGGUGUAGCGGGCCCGGGACCCUGGUGGCCGGUCCCCCCUGAGCCCCCUCCGGCACCACCGACAAACCGGCGGCCCGCCAUCGUGGCGACAACGCCGCGGGCGAGUAGCCCGGGCCUUCAGCUGCUGCUACAAGGCUUCCCCGACGACCUGAGCCCCGUGAGUGGUGGUGACCGGUCACUGCCCAGCACGGUGCCAUCGAGUGCCACCUUCUCGACGCCUCCGUCCCGUGAGCCGCCCUGUGGCUUCCGGCCCAUCCACGCACCCCCUGCCAUUGUGCCCCGCACCGGUGCCGCCACUGGCAACACUGGCCGGCAGCCACCGCUAGCCACAAGCUCACCGCCUUGCCUUGGCUAUAGAAAUGGCGGCAGUGGCUACACCCGCGAGCGCCUGCUGGGAGCAGUGCAGCGCGUUCGAUGCACGGCCCUGCGCCACCACAGUGCUCCCGAGCUACCGAUAAUGGUCUCGACAGGCAGCACGGCAAACGCGACGACUGCGGCCGUGGCAGCAUCGAGGCCCGAUUCGGCAAGUUUGACGAGUGGCAGCUCUGGACGUGGCAGCUCGGCUGGCGCGGCCCGUGGUGACUCCCUGCAGGGAGAACUGCGUCCGCCCGUGGCCAACCUGGUGUCGUCAUCUCUGGUGCCACCUCGUGACCAGUCUGUGGAUGAGAACUACGAGUUCGACCCAGCUUUGAGCCCGGCGUUGGGUGAUGAUGACGACGCAUGGCGUGGACUCAGCGACAGUGAGCUCUACAGCACUGCCUGGGAUGCUGAGACCCGCUGUGCAGCAUUGAAGCGCGAGUUCUUGCGCCGACGCCGGCGGCCGCUCGAGAGCGCCUGCUGAGACAAAAAAAGGGGGUCUCCUGUUCCUCUUCCUAGUCAUGGAAGCAAUAACGCGCGCACCGAUUCGCCUACACCAAUGUCACAAACAGCACAUCCUAUAAGGGCUAUGCUGUAGUGGCCUUUCGUGGCAACUCACCUUGUUGCUGCAACCAAUUUCAUCCCUGCCUUUGCUUGCAUCAGAUGACAUUCUAGAGCCAUGUAGAUCUAUGGCACGUUAACGUGUGCUGUCAUCAGUCUGCCAUUAGAGAUAUGUCGCACCAUCAAGAUCUUGUGGCUUGCCACGAAAGACCACUGCCUCACACUUCCUGUACCCACAUCAGCUCAAUGCGGCGAUGACAACCCAUGUACAGACUGACGUGCUGUGGCCACCUCAAGUUAACGAGCGCUGGACGCUCGUGUGCGACAGUCCGAGGACGCUCCUCUUUUUGUGGUGCUCGUGCGUUGCACAUAGGUGGCAGGCAUGCAAUUUCUUCUUUCUUUUCUCUUCUCGUCACCGACAUAGUACAAGGGCUUCUCGGUUUAUUACUACGCUCGCUUCACUCUGCGCGUUCUGACCUCCUCCACCCUCUGGAAUGAGACUCUUCAUUUUUUUUUUGGAGGAGGAAAAUGGGGGUGAAAUGACUCGCCAAUGCUUGCGAGCAAGGGAGUCUAGGGAACUUGUAUGCAUGUAAAUAGACUCAGGAGAAAAGAAGGUGGUUGUUGCAGAGCGUCGUAGUUAUUGUAAUGUUAGUCCCCAGAAGCACAGAACUGUAGACACCAAAACGAAUAAUUGUCUCUCUUUCUUCUUUGUUUUUAUUUUUCUGUUGUUUUGCUGUACCACUUAUGGGGUGAUGGAGCCCUAUGGGCACACUCUGCCGGCACACAUUCCAAUGUAACAUCCACGCUCCACAUAUACACUGUCAUAACAAUACCGAAGUGAAAAACACACAGACAAGCCACAACCCAAGCCCUCAACAUCUGUCUGAGACACAGAAGGAUUGUAGGAUUUACAGCAAAAGAUUCAAAGAGAAGCAUAUUGUAGGAUGCCGUUACAAUAUAUAUACAUAGUUCAAAUUCUGCUGCAUUAAGUAUUCUUUAAAAAUGCAUUUUAUAUGUUGGCAUGUUCAGUAAUGGCACUCAUGAAGGACAGGUAGUAAGAGACUUAAGCAAUGCACAUUUCAAAUAUAUAUAAGUGCAAAACUCAAUGUUCUAGACGAUAUGGCUUUAUUUUGCUUUUUGUUAUGGUCUCUCUUCUUUUUCUGUGCUACACUUGUAAAAAAUUUUCGUGUGAUACAUGCUGAAGUCUCUUGGUUAUACAGGCAGUCUUUUUUGAUAUAGAAGGCUGACCAUCGCUAUCCCUUUGAAUUUUACAUGCACUUGCUAAAUAAAUUAGGUUUUUUUUUUUCAGGGGAAUGAAUCGAAUAUAUAUCUACAUACAGGCAAUUGGUGACCACUUCUUUCAUUAAUUUGGUUGCAUCACUUCAUUAUGUUUGAAGCUUUCAAAGGAGGAUUCUCUCUCUGAGUUAUAAUUAUUUAUGUUUUCAAACAUUGCAGCCCAUAAUACCUCAGGGACAAAAGCAUCUGUUUUUUUUUUGGAGUACCUUUGACAUUAAGUGGCCUUGACUUGCUUUUUUUAUCUGUAAGUUUGACCCCUAUUUUUCCUUUUCUUCUCUUUGUUUCAAACUUGUCCUCAGCCAUCAAAGUAAAAGAAGAAACAAGCUUACCUUUUUGUCAAUUUGCAUAUGAGGCCGUCUUAAAAUAGGCAUUUCAAACUUGAAGAAGUCUCUGAUUGCUUUGUGUCAUGCUGACAUUCAAAGGUUUGUCUAUGUAGCAAAUCUAAAAGUCUGCUGUGCCAAGUCAGCCAGCUGUCUCACUGAAAGGAGUGCCCGC